This is a messenger RNA of Globicephala melas (long-finned pilot whale), 2225 nucleotides long. It is a transcript of the gene SKAP2, whose product is annotated as src kinase associated phosphoprotein 2. Gene Ontology annotation, cellular component: plasma membrane; cytoplasm. Gene Ontology annotation, molecular function: protein binding. Lineage: Eukaryota; Metazoa; Chordata; Mammalia; Artiodactyla; Delphinidae. The record is from RefSeq and is a predicted model, not a curated record.
CCUUGGCUGGGGCUUCAGUGACUUCCUUGUUGUGAGCGUCGGCCUGGCAGUGUCCGGACUCGUAGCCCCGCUGUCCUCACCGGGACCCCUAGCCCAAGUCGCAGCCGCAACCCCAGCCGGUCGAGUUCCCUUUCAGCGCAGGUCCUUUCCCCGCACGCCCCGCGCUCCCUAACAUGCCCAACCCCAGUAGCACCUCCUCUCCCUACCCCCUCCCCGAGGAGAUUAGGAACCUGUUGGCAGAUGUUGAAACAUUUGUAGCAGACGUACUGAGAGGGGAAAAUUUAUCCAAGAAAGCAAAGGAAAAGAGAGACUCCCUUAUUAAGAAGAUAAAAGAUGUAAAGUCUAUCUACCUUCAGGAAUUUCAAGGCAAAGGUGAUAUAGAAGAUGGAGAAGAAUACGAUGACCCUUUUGCUGGGCCUCCAGACACUAUUUCAUUAGCCUCAGAAAGAUAUGAUAAAGAUGAUGAGGCCCCCUCUGAUGGGAACCAGUUCCCUCCAGUUGCAGCACAGGACCUUCCUUUUGUGUUAAAGGCUGGCUACCUUGAAAAACGCAGAAAAGAUCACAGCUUUCUGGGAUUUGAAUGGCAGAAACGGUGGUGUGCUCUCAGUAAAACAGUGUUCUAUUAUUAUGGAAGUGAUAAAGACAAACAACAGAAAGGUGAAUUUGCAAUAGAAGGCUACAAUGUCAGAAUGAAUAACACUCUUAGGAAGGAUGGAAAGAAAGAUUGCUGUUUUGAAAUCUCUGCUCCUGAUAAACGUAUCUAUCAGUUCACGGCAGCUUCUCCCAAAGAUGCCGAAGAAUGGGUACAGCAGCUGAAAUUUGUUUUACAAGAUAUCGGGUCUGAUGUUAUUCCUGAGGAUGAGGAUGAAAGAGGAGACUUAUAUGAUGAUGUUGAUCAUCCUCUACCAAUCAGCAGUUCACCAGCAAGCAGCCAGCCAAUUGAUGAUGAAAUUUAUGAAGAACUUCCAGAAGAGGAAGAGAAUGGAGCUCCGGUGAAAGUGGAGGGGCAAAGGAAGAUGAGUCAGGACAGUGUUCACCACACCACAGGAGAUAAAAGCACCGAUUAUGCUAAUUUUUACCAGGGUUUGUGGGACUGCACAGGAGCUCUUUCUGAUGAAUUGUCAUUUAAACGUGGUGAUGUGAUUUACAUUCUUAGCAAGGAAUACAAUAGAUAUGGCUGGUGGGUAGGAGAAAUGAAGGGAGCCAUUGGCUUGGUGCCGAAAGCCUACAUAAUGGAGAUGUAUGAUAUUUGAGAGUCCUGGAAAAGGAAGAUUCCUCUGCUAGUGUGCAAAUGCUUUGGAUUGAGAAUCAUCGUGAAAGCAUGAGUGACAGCUCAUAACCUUUCUUUGUUUUGUUGAGCAUCGUUUGUCUUUGUUGUUUUAUGCAUUCAUUAUAAUAUUCCUCUGAUGUGAAAUUAAAUGAAGGAUAUUAAUGUAAAUUAGAUGCAAGCAGUAAAGUUAUACCUGUUGCUGUUUUUCAAAGAAAUAAUCAUGGGUUUAUUUACUCAUCUGAUUUGUGUGAAAAAUUCAGCACUAUUUUAUAUGUAUCACAUAAUCAUUGCUACUUCUAGUAAGAGUUGUAAUUUCUCUUAAUACUGGAUAUCAAUUAUUUUUUAGAAUGUAAUAUAUAAUUUCAUAAAAAUUUCAAUUGAAUGUAUCAUGAAAGUUUUUGGUAGAUGCUAUCUAAAGAAUGUAGCUUUGUUAAACCUUUGUAGAUGAGUUCUCUUAGUAUUUAUUUUUCAAACAAUAGUAACAUGUUUUCAUGAAAGAAUUUUUACUGAUUGGGGAAUUUACUUUAUGUUAAAUAUAGCCACAAGAAAGAAAAACGAUAGAAUUGCAAAUGGGGAGUAUGCUGUCACCCUCUGCAACACACGUGAAGACCAGAACCAUGGUUUGUGCAAAGCCCUUUACCAAUAAUAAAUACCCUGGUUAUAUAAUGGGCUUGCCAACAUUUUCUACUGUAGUUUUCUUUAAAUUUAAUGAAACAAAAAUUUUGUGAGAGGUCCCAUUCUGCCACUAAUGUAAUGGCAUAAAGAAUCUCAAUGUAUUCUCAAAGUCAGAAGGCAUAACUGAGUACUGUUACCCUGCCUGAUUGUUACUGUGAUAUUAAAGUACCACCACAAAACAGUGAAAGUCCAGAUUUGGGCCUGCUCUGCACCUCUGAAAGCAAUGAGAAGAGAAGGGAGGCUCAGAGAGGAGGGUGUAGAAAUCCGGUGGGAACAUGUA